This is a messenger RNA of Calypte anna (Anna's hummingbird), 3166 nucleotides long. RefSeq names its product centrosomal protein 68 (gene CEP68). The coding region runs from base 441 to 2687 and encodes 748 amino acids. The transcript has 7 exons. The record is from RefSeq and is a predicted model, not a curated record. Lineage: Eukaryota; Metazoa; Chordata; Aves; Apodiformes; Trochilidae.
UGGGACAGAGCUCCUCUUGUCCGGGGUGGUUUGUGCAGUUCUUUGGCAGGCUGCUGCCUCUUCACCAGAUAAAAAAGUUCAGGGAUCCCAUUCCCAAGAGCUCCCCAUGGACCUACCCCUCUUGAAAUGGAUGAAACAGCCACUGUCUUCAUCUGUUAUCUAAAAUAAAUUCAGCCACCGGUACUGUGCCUGUGUCGACCCAUUGCUGGGGAGACAAUGGAGGGCUUGAGUGUAGCUGAGAUUUCUGGCCACUUUUGCGUAUUUUUAAGGCCAGUGGAAAGUCUCUGCUGUGCCUAAAGCUGUGAUCGUACAUCUCUCUUCAGAGCCGUGUCAGUCCUGCCCAAGGAUUUGGGCUGGUUUCUUCCUGUCUUGAAGUUUAAUCUUGAUGCAACCCCACCAGCAUCAGCCUGACUUCUGAAUUUUUGCAUUUUUGCUGGAAAAUGACAGCCCGAGGCUUGGCAUCCUCUUGCGAAAGAAGUUCUGUUCCAAUGGCCUUGGAUGUGGGAAAAACACUUCCUGAAGCCUCACUGAGCAAGAAGGAUGAGGGUGAUGGCAGGUGGGACUGUGCAGAGGUGGAGAUGGACUUCCCAGAGCUAGUGGGCAGCCUGCGCCAGUGUUUAGGGGUAGAGGAAGCCAAGCCCUGCCUGCAAGGAACAGAGAGUGCGGCAAUGAGUGGACACAGUCGCUUGGCCUCAGAUGUUACCCAGGGAGGCUCGAGCUGUCACCAAGAAGUGUCUUCAGCAUCCACAUCCAGAUUUCCUGGAGCAAGAGCAAGCCUCUCAGAGACAGAGACUUUAAUUUAUAGAGCCCACGAUGGUGGUGAUGUGCCUCGUCAUGUUAGCCACCGGUUCCUCUCCUCAGAAGAGCAGCAGCAGGUGAAGGCAUCAGGCUGUUGGGAGCCAAUGUCCAUCCCUCCCAGCCAGCGCAGCUCUGCAGAGGAGACCAUCCUUGAUGGCAGCUGCCACGAUGCCCGUCCCGGCCGGCGGAGACGAAGUCUAGGAGCUCAAUCCUCAUUUUCCUCCACCUCGGAGCUCCUGCGGCCCCAAACCCCCUUCAGCCUCGAGAGCACCCUGCAGAGCCGCUCCGUAUCGAGCUUCUCCGCUCCCUCUUCAGAAGACAAUGGCCUCUCCGAAGAGCUAUCCCAAAGUUUACCAGCCAGCACGGAUGUGCCUUUUUCUGCAGCUUCUGCUACCCGGGACAUCUGCUGUCGGCGAGGUUCAGCAGAAGCCAGGAUGCUGCGGGCACACAAGCCCUUCAGUCCUCUGCUGGAUGACCGUCCCACUGGGGAGCGCAUCCGGGAGAUGUCAUCCUACCAAGCUGAUUACUGGGCGUGUGCCAUUCCAGAUUCCUUACCCCCGUCUCCAGACCGUUACUCACCCCACUGGAACCCAAAUAAAGAGUACGAAGACUUGCUGGAUUAUGCUUAUCCCCUGAAGCCAAGAUACAAGCUGAGAAAGAUGCCAGAGCCUUUCUUCCACGACUCAGGAAUAGGUUUGGACAGCUUUUCUGUUUCCCCCGAGGGCACUUUGAGGUCUGCCAGCAUCUAUGGCCAUAGUGGGCAGGCUCGGGAAAGCGGAAGAAAUGGCCGUCGGAGGCUCGUGGCCUCAGCAGAGAGGUUCUCCACUGUGGGGCCUGGAAAAAGAAGCAGCUCAGGGGCUGGCUCAUACUAUGAAUCUUCACCUAUGGCAACGGCAUCCUUUGCAAAGAGUGCUUCCUCUCAUCUUUAUGGAGGUUUGGCUAAGGAUGUAAUGACAGAGUCAGCGGGGCUGAGUUCCUCUGGCCACCCUGCUGCAGAUGGGAGAAGCUGGGGUACCAGAGGGAGCCCCUUCCCAAACUACAAAGGGCAGAUGAAAAGCACAAAUAGGUUUUUACCUACAACACAAGUGCUGCCCCUGAGGAGAGAGUGGGAGGGUGAUGAAGAAUUUCUCUCCCUGCCUCCCAGACUGCGGGAGCUGGAGAGGCUGGCUCAGUUUUUGUCCAAUCUUUCCUUAACUGUAAGGACGCCCGGGCAGGACCACCGUAACCUUCCACGUCACAGUGACAGCAGACAGCCCCUUCCAUCCAAGCUGGCUCCUUUCAGAGAAGCGGGUGUCAGGGACGAAAGAGGGAACAUUGAGGAUUAUGCUGGGCAGUGGCAUCCCUGCAGCUCUCGAAAGCUCAGCUGGGAAAACACUGAAUCGUGUGACCAGAUCCACAGGGAUCCUCUGCCAGGGCUCCAUUUACUGACCAGGCUCAGGGACACACUGGAUGGAAUGUACCUCAAUGAACCACGGGUCAAGGGGCGGACGAAGAAGAACCAGCAGAGCCAGUCCCUUGCCCAGUGUGUAAAGAUGUUUUGCUGCCAGCUGGAAGAGCUAAUUCAUUGGCUGUACAACGUUGCAGACAUCACUGACAACUGGAUCCCAGCCUCGCUGGACACUGAGAGCAUGAAGAAAUCACUGCACCGCUGCUUGGAGUUCAAGAAAGAUGUGGCUGACCACCGGUGCCUGACAGAGAGCGUGUUGGAGAGGGGAGAAGCUCUGCUUGACUGCAUGGCAUCAAAUUCACCAGCUCUGAAAGACACGCUGGGUUUGAUCGCGAAACAGUCAGAAGAGCUGGAGACCCACGCGGAGCACUUGUAUAAGACUGUUCUAGCUGCUGUGGGUCCCCUGCAGGGAGAGGACAGGAUGGAAGAUGAGGGUCUGUAGCAGACAGCUGCUCAGUGGUGGUGCUGCUGCCUCUACGAGACCUGAGAUUUGUUAACCAUUAUCAGGAGGGAUGGAAAAAAACCAAAACCCAAUACAGUGCACUGGAAAACACCUCUACUACUUCUUGCAGAUGCCAAAUGCAUCUGAUCACUGUGUUUGGAGUUAGCCAACCCAGGCUGACUUCAGUGUGUUGGGUUUUAUACCAUGGCUUGAGAAAGCAGGUACCUGGCUGCUGGGAUAUUUGGUUAAUAGUGCUGAUUACAUUGAGGAGGCUUGUGAGUGAGCAGUAUACAGCUGGCCUUUUUUGGGGGAGGUAUUUUUUUAAUGUAGCUUUCCUUUUUUUAUUGAAAUGGUCUGUUCCAUGUUAGCAAAACUUCAGGAACAUGCUGUUUGUUUUUUGGGUUUGUUUUUUUUUUUUAAACUAAGUAAUCUUUAGUGUGCUGUGCAACUCACUUCUAAGUAAAACCGUGUGAUUUUAA